GGGGUUGGCCGGUGGAGAAAUUAGAAAGAGAGAGAGUGAGAGAGAGAGAGAGAGAGAAGAGCGAAGGCACAGUGUAUUUGGUUUCUUGAGUUUCUGUUACCACCCUCAACACUGAUCGGUUCACUUCCUGUCACACACACACUCCUACACACAUUUACAUACACACACGCAACGUCACACAACACACACAAGCAGAACAUGGUGGUUUAGACCACAAAUACACACACAGAGUUGGCUGGACAGACAAACAGACAGACAGGAGGACCGGUUCCUUUCUUUCUAGAAGUUAACCCUUCUACAACACAGAUGGAAUUUGCCUGCAGUCACGUAGUGUGUAACUGGAACCCGGAAGGGAGUUUAAUGGGGGGGGUCAGAUGUGAUGGGGUCAGGUUUGAGUGUGUACCCCUGUAGUCCUCCAAGUGAGGGGGGGGACUACAGAUCCAGGUGUAGCCAUCAGACUGUCUGUCACAGAGCACAUGUACGACAACCGUAUCUCAGUCAUCCCUCAGCAAGAGCCAGGACUAGUGCCUCCACCUUUGCCCCCUCGACGGUUUGAGUCUCAGAAGUACCCCCGACGCACCUCUCUGCCUCCCCCACCUCCCCCUCUUUCCUCUCUGCCUCCCCCACCUCCCCCUCUUUCCUCUCUGCCUCCCCCCCUACCAGCCCGAGGUGCUGAAGGCCAAGGAGAGCAGAGCAUCAGAUUGAAGGCUAAUGUUAAUGUUCUCUCUCUCAGCGUUGGACGACUCGUAGAUAUCAGUAGAGCAUCUGGCAUCCAGACUACUCAGUGUCCCGUGAUGCGCUGUGGGAGAUGUAGUGCUGCCCUGUCUUCCCUGAGUUCUGUACAGAAUACACAGGAAACUGCCGUGUGGCUGUGUGAGUUCUGUGGUCUCCAGAACACCCUGUCUACUUCAGGUCCCGGGACUGGUUCCAAGUUGGGCUCCAGGGUUAGAGGGGCUCCUAGAGGGAGAGAUGUGAUCUACCUCCCCCUUCAGACUGACCAGGACUACGAGAACCUGGAGGAUGUGAUGGUGGUCUUCUGUGUUGAUAUAUCUGGGAGCAUGAGUGUUACCUCUGAGGUCACCCCAGGGAAUGCUAUGAGGUCAGCAACCUAUGUCUCCCGACUACAGAGUAUUCAGGAUGCCCUCCAGAGGGCGCUGUCCUCUCUACUUAAGACUUCGCCUCACCGCCGAGUCGCCAUUGUUACCUUCAAUGACGAGGUAGUAGUGUAUGGUGAUGGUUCAGGUGUACCAGUCUCUCUGAGGGACUGGGCUCUUGUUGAUUAUGACUACCUGAGACAACAGGGUCAACAGUACAACACUCCACACUGUAUAGCUGAGAGCUACCAACACCUCUCACGGAGAGUCAAAGAGUUGCGAGAACACGGGGCUACAGCGUUGGGUCCUGCAGCCUUGGUCUCCGUUGCCAUGGCGUCUCGAUUCGUGGGGUCAAAGGUGAUCUUGUGUACAGACGGGCGAGCUAACAUCGGAUUGGGUGAGAUGGAGAGUCCCGCCCCUUUCUCCUCCCCCCAGUCACCUUACUUCUACAGACAGCUAGCCAACGAGGCAGCUAACAAAGGUGUGAUAGUUUCAGUAAUGACCUUUGAGGGCACAGACUGCAGGUUGGCUGAGGUGGGACUACUGGCUGACCAGACUGGAGGAAGGGUGAACAUAGUAAACAUUGGUACUGUAGCAACAGAGAUCCAGUCAGCUCUGGCCGACAACAUCUUAGCGACGGGCGUCACGGCAACGUUACUAGCAGCUGACGGCAUGUAUUUUCCCUAUGAGGAGUGUAACCACUGUCUAGUAAGGGAUAUAGGGAACGUAACAGAAGGGGUGGAGAUCACCUUUCAGUUUGCCUGCAAGCCUGAUAGUACAGAGAGUUUCAUGCGUAGAGACCGACUACCGUUCCAGCUACAGCUGUCCUUCACCACCAGAGAUCAACAGAAAGUAACACGCAUCAUCACUGAACAGAGACGGGUUACAACCAGCAGCUGGGUGUGGGCAGGCAGUCUGAACAUGUCAGUGUUAGGAGUCCACUGUGCCCAGCUGUGUGCCAGGUUAACUAUGAAGGGAAGAGUCCAUGAAGCACAGAGACAACUCAGAGCACAGCAAGACCUGCUCAAAGACAUCAGUGAGCAGAGGUCCAACCCAAAGGAGGAGAGUAUCUAUGGAAACUGGAUCAAUACCAUGACAACCAUCUGUGAUGACCUCACCACAGACUCCCAGUUGGCCCUCUCUGAUGAGGCAGCUAAGGUGGUGUACCAGAUGAAGAGAGCCAGCAGUGUGGGCCAGAGAAGAAGGAAACAGACAGACAUGGUGGCUCUGUGAGCCAGCAGUGUGGGCCAGAGAAGAAGGAAACAGACAGACAUGGUGGCUCUGAGAGGAGCCAGUCCAUAGCAGUCACAGGUGGCAGAGCCAGUUGUAGCAUCAACAGGCCAAACUGGUAGCCAUGUUAGAGACUGUCCAAGACUGGACACUCAAAUAACUCCUAAUGUACUACCUAAAUAUUAUAUAAAUAUGUGUCGUAUGAAUGUUUGGUACUGUACAUAAAAAUAUAUUAAGAUGA
Salmo salar (Atlantic salmon) is the source of this 2565-nucleotide messenger RNA. RefSeq names its product circularly permutated Ras protein 1. Gene Ontology annotation, biological process: COPII-coated vesicle cargo loading; intracellular protein transport; endoplasmic reticulum to Golgi vesicle-mediated transport. The record is from RefSeq and is a predicted model, not a curated record. Gene Ontology annotation, molecular function: zinc ion binding; SNARE binding. Lineage: Eukaryota; Metazoa; Chordata; Actinopteri; Salmoniformes; Salmonidae. Gene Ontology annotation, cellular component: endoplasmic reticulum exit site; COPII vesicle coat.